CUGAAGAGGUUUUCGGAUUUCUUUCCUGAGCGUUUUACUCGGUUGAAUUGUAUUAAAUGCAUCACUGGCUGUCUCAAAACUCAUAUUAAAAAAAUAAUAAUAAUAAUUGACCGCGUAGUUUUUGAGUUAUAGCCAUAGCAACACCUUAGCAACGAGGGACGCGGCUCGCUGCGACCGCUACCCGAUGACGUAACUUCCAGGAAGUCGCUCUGGACACGGAAGUAUAUUAGUAUAGCACCGCGCGGCUGUCGCCAUUUAUUGCAAACAUUUUCUGUGUUUCACUCGCAAAAUUCAUAAUGCCAUCUCGAUGUGUAGCGAUGCAUUGCUCUCACGAAGGCUCGAAACUUUAUGAGUGGCCCAAAAAAAAAUCUUCUGCAAGGAUUUGGACCGCUUUUGUGAGAGUGAAGCGGAAGAACUUUUCUCCUGUUCCUCGGUCGGUACUUUGUUUUCAUCAUUUUAGCGACGACAGCUUUGACAACCUAAUGGAAUACAGGCUUGGUUUUACAAAGAUGUAAGUAGACCACUUCUGAAUUUUCUUGAUCUAAAAUUUGAUGCAUUUCUGUUGAUAUACGAGUGCAAAUCCUUAGCCGACAGGUCGUCCCGUCUUGUGAAUUUGAUACAUUUAUUACUACCUCUAUGGGUAUUAUGUAAAUCAAAAUGUCCUCAGCACCAAGUAGGACCUUGGCUAGUUAUCUUUUGGCCUGUCACAAGGUAAAUAUAAAGUCUACUAGCCUAUGGAUCCCUAUACACUUUUGUUAUUCAUUUCUAGGCUCCGUCUGAAGAAAAAUGCAGUGCCAACAAUCCACCUCCCAGCCCCUGAUGCACCAAAUACAUCCCAACAAAAUCAUGACAAUUUUACUCCAACACCGAGGUCUGCCUAUUCGAAGAGGGAAACAUUGCGUCAAAUAGAUGCUGCUAUGUCUGAGGCAUUAUUAUUAGAUUGCCAAGAACAUUCGGAGGUUUCUGAGAAGGAGCCAUUUGAAUCAGCAACUGCUGAGAAGGGAUGUCAAACAUCAAAGAUAAAGCAGCGAAAACGCCCAACACGACAAAAAAAGUGUUUCAAGUCAGUCGCUAUCCAGUUUCCUGAAGUCAAAAAGAGAAAGUGGGUCGACUCGGAUGACGAUACAAGUAAUUCAGAGUCCAGCAGUGAUGAUGACGAUGAAAGAGAUCUUGAGGCUUCAGAUUCCGAAUGUGUUUUGUCUGCGACGACUGACGACGAGGACUUGGCAGAGAAAAAUUUGGAAAAUUUUGAUGAAAUGAAAUCAGAAGACGGAGAGUGCUACAGCAAAACGACAAAAUAUAUUGUAUUUCAGUCGGCACUUCUCUCGCUCUUAGCUGUUUGCAUCUCUUGCAGUGGCAUAAAUAAAUGUUACAAGAAUGUGAAGGGGACACUUCUUACUGUCAGGACAGAGUGCACCAGGUGUGGCCACAGAAAUGAGUGGAAAAACCAACCCUUAAGUAACGAGACAAAGAGCAGUUACCAUAUGGAGCUGGAAGGCCUCAAGCGUUGCAAGGAAGAUGUCAGUGGACUCAAUAUUCGGGCUCUUGUAACUGACAGACAUCGCCAAGUCUCAAAGUGGGUGCGAGAGUCAUGGAAGAUUUCACAUUAUUAUGACUGCUGGCAUGUAGUGAAAGGUCUGACUAAAAAAUUAGAGGCACUGGCAAAACCUAACUCCUUCCGUAUAAUCAAGGAUUGGAUCAAAAGCAUUGCCAACCACCUGUAUUGGUGUGUUGCAUCUUCAACACCGGGUGACAAGGAAGACAUCAAGGGGAAGUGGUUGUCUGGUGUGGAACAUAUCCAAAAUAUACAUGAUAACUGUUAUCAUGGUAGUUUGGAGAGAGAAAAAAAAUGGCUCAAACCAGGAAGUGAGGUUUGUGAAAGACUUGUUGAUAUUUUGACCAAGAAGCACUUUGUUAAAGAUGUUUGCAGCAUGUCAGCUCUUGGUCAGACUAGUGGACUUGAAGCCUUUCACAGCCUUGUUAAUCAAUUUGCCCCCAAGAUGUUCCAGUUCUCAUAUCGAGGAAUGCACAGUAGGAUUUAUCUUGCUGCCCUUCAUUAUAACGAGAAUGCUGGAAGACCUUGGGCUUACACAAAAGCAGGGGAACAGCGUUAUAGCAUUGCAUUCCCCAAGUACAAGAAGGGUGGUUAUUCAUUGAAAAAUGUGUUGGUAAAACCUAGUUACCGUAAGUAAACGUACAAUUGUGAAAUUUAUUACAUUAUCCUUUGAAAAUAUUUAUUUUCUCUUUUUAUGUGCAGGUUGAUCAGGAUAAGUAUUUCAAUUUCAAAUGCAUGUAAAUAACUCUUUCACACUAAACUGUCUUUCUCACCUUUAUCAUAUUUCAACGCUGCAAAAAGUCUGUUGCUAUACUAACUUUGUGCUACUUACUAAAUUUGUGUUUUGAUGUGUGCCAUUGUUUGCUUGGUUUUGCUCAGCUUUCUAUGUUAUAUCACAAUCUGCCAAAAACACCUGCAAUUAUUUUCGUAUUUAUUUUAAAAUGAAAUUUUCUACUUAUUUCCAGUGUAUGUUGAAGAUUGUUUCAACAAUUUGAUGGAGUUGGUGCUGCAAAAGCCACGGCAUAAGGCACCAUCAAGGGUAGAUGAGCCCCCACCACUCAGCGACUUGUACGAGAAACCAGUGAAAGCUGAUGCUGUCAAGACAGUUUUAUCCAGAUUUCGGCCAAAAUAAAUGUUGAAUCAUUGUUUACUGUUGUCACUGUUACUAUUGUUUUGUUUUUGUGGAAUAUAAUAUUGUAAAAAAUAAAAAAUGGAUAAAUGCAUUAAACAGUCAUCAAAAUAUUACAAUUUAUUGUUUUACUUCUUCAAUGUUGGUAGUUUGUGCCCUGCAAACACAAAAUCCUCUUCUAGACCAGGAGGAGGGAAGUGUGCCCUGAUGGAAGACACAAAACAUGAGGGGAGUACCACUCUAAUGUCUUUGCCUAGAUACUCCCAGCACCAGGUGACAAAUUGUCUGUAGGCGACAUGUCUAAAUUUGGCAUCUGUGGGCCCCUCAAAUGCCUUGCCACCAUACAGUUGCUUGUACCUGGCCCAAGCACACUGAAGGGCCCAAGGGUUGAAACAAAUGGCAUUCAGGCCAGGGUGAUCCAAAAUGCACUCCGGCAAUGUAUCCGUCAGUGCUUCUGCCUCCUCAAGUUUGCCUCUCACUUCCGGGAUCUCCUGACAGCAAAGGCAUUCUCUUGGAAGGGUCAUUACUUGACAGUGUUUACAGCAACACCUGGACAAAAAAAUGUAAUUUACUUCGGAAAAUUACAAUCAACCACCUUUAUUUAGCCAUAUUUGGGCUAGCUAGACCAUAUUACUAUCUUUACACAGGUCUGGCAUCAGUACAUUUGUCUACUUUUUUUUUUAACCUGUCUUGUUCAGCUCUGACACAGAAUGGAAAUCUGGGUGUCCUAUUGGUCUGAAUGUUUUCCAACUCGUCUGAUUACUGAUAAUUAUAUCACAGAAUGACGUUUCAGAGAGAAAUGACGAUGCUAGACAUAAACUUACCACUCGUCCUUACGUGAUGUGUCAAGUCGCCAGUCUGCGUCAUCACCACCGUCUGAUGUGCUGUGUAAAUCGUCAUCUGACACCUCAGGUUCAAACAUGUAAGGAGUUAUUGUAUACUGCCUUUCCUGGGACCCCUCGCCACGACACAACGAUCCUGAAGGGCUACUUUCGCUGGAAAUGUCACAAUCGCUGGUGCUGCUGUGGUCCGCCAUGUUUUCUGCCGCCUACUGGAGCUUACGUCACACUUCCGGGUUUAGGAAGGGACAUUUAACGGAGUGCAAAAAAGCUAAAAAAACACAAAUUAUGGUCACAGUUAUGCUUUAAUAAUGACAUGGUUGUUUUUACGAACUCGUCCAAAGUUUAUAUUCGUAAAAU
Messenger RNA from Corythoichthys intestinalis (scribbled pipefish), 3883 nucleotides. RefSeq lists its product as uncharacterized. The record is from RefSeq and is a predicted model, not a curated record. The coding region runs from base 735 to 2192 and encodes 485 amino acids. The transcript has 8 exons. NCBI's taxonomy places the organism in Eukaryota, Metazoa, Chordata, Actinopteri, Syngnathiformes, Syngnathidae.